Penicillium olsonii is the source of this 1881-nucleotide messenger RNA. The record is from the annotation of a GenBank genome assembly. NCBI's taxonomy places the organism in Eukaryota, Fungi, Ascomycota, Eurotiomycetes, Eurotiales, Aspergillaceae.
AUGAAUGAGCUUACUUCGAGUGCCCGGGGCACUUUAUCGGUGUGUGAUCUGUGUCACUCACGCAAGGUCCGUUGCGAUAGAAAAGAUCCUUGUGGAAACUGCCAGGAUGCAGAAAUCCCCUGUAAUCGCCAGCGAGCGACAAAGCGUAGAUGCACAGGCAAACGCCGUCAGGAGAUCUCGAGUCCUGCUCCCUCUCGGCUUGCUGGGCCAGCGAUUCCAAAUUCCGAAUUCGAUGAGCUAGUGAAUACGCCAAAUGAGAUGGUGCCGUUUGUACCGGUUUCUCGGGCGAGGUCAUAUCAAGCAAAUGAGCUGAUUGCCUCCAAAGCCCACAUUCUAUAUGAUCCGGUUUAUGAUGCGCAGUCAACUAUUCAGCGCCAAUUGCGACAACUACCGGGGCUCACUCUGGAUAGACGCGGUGUGCUUGAAACCGCGUUGUCGGUCAUGAACUUAUUGUCCGACAACUCACGCUUCAUAGUGCAAGAUAGCCAGGGCGGCAAUCAAGGCGCCGGAUCGCCUCGAAUUCCGCCUACUGAAUUUCUUGUAUGGAUGUUAAAAGAUAUCCCGACCGACAGGUUUGGGACAUUCGUUGCCGACUUCUUCAGACACAUCUCAACGAGCACUUUGAAGCACAUGGGAUUCUCACUUCUUGGUCACAAGGCUUCGCAAAACGAGUCAAUCAUAUAUACAGUGUGUGUCAAUGCCGUGGCCUACAAGUUCCUCACGACCACGAUCAACCUUGAAGACGACCAAGAUAUCGCUAUUGAGCUCAGAAAGAAUGCGAUGGAGUAUCGAACAGCUGCUCAGACGGCAUUGAAGCAGAUACCUCUCCUGGUUCCACCCUCGCUUGGACUACUGCAGGCAAUUCUAAGUGGAGUAUUCCUCCACCAAGGAUCCGGCGAUGUCGGACUGAGCGGCGACCUCACCAAGGCUGCCUGUAAAACCUGCACGGAUCUCGAUCUUCCAGGUAAAGUGUUGCGUGGACACGCGACCGAAGAGGAGUUUUUCUGCUUCCUCUGGUGCUACAACCUGGACCGAACCCAUGCUUAUAAAGUACGAACUUCGCGAUGUUUGCUCGACGUUCAUCUCCCACCCACGUUCGCCGAUUUAUACCCCCAUUUCCCGCCCAUCGCCGAGUUUCUCUUGAUCUAUCUGGAUCUGGCUCGUGUUCAAGACACGGUGGUGUCCUAUCUUCCGGACUCAUCAGCUCACCAUGCUUCAUCUCUAUAUGACACUGGAGAAUACAUGCUCUUACAAAUGCAAAGCAUUGAACAGCGUUUGAACCAGCUCGAUACCCUCUCGUCGGAAUGGAAAGGACUCCAUCGCCAGACCGAAAUGUCAGCCCUUAGAUUCGCGUAUCAAUCCGUGAUGACUGGGAUUCUCUACCAACUCCAAACCGACUCGGACCAACCACCUCGCUCGACAGACGGGUAUCUCCAAUCAGCACGCCAGGAGCUCUCUGCCUUGGUCUCCAUGUGUCACACAGCAGAGAAGCAAACGGCCGUCAGCUUCUUAAACUGGACAAUCCUACUAUACCCCGCCACAGCAUACCUGGUCCUCUUCUGCAAUGUCGUCGCGACAUCCGAUAUCGGCGAUUUCAAUCUCAUGAAAUCCAUUGCAGACUGUCUGACCCAGACAGGAAUCAGUUACCCUCUUGUCCAAUUGCGCACAUUAUUCCAGAACUUCCUGGGUCUGUCACAGGGGUUCUUCGGCGACGAGCGGAACAUGCAAUUACUGGCGGACCCCGCGGACACCGCAUACCCGGUGAACCCCUUAUUUAUGUCUUGGGAUAACACCGACUUUGCCUUCACGGGUGAGGAAAGCUUUGCUAGCAUGCUGGACAUGUCGGAGACUGAGCUCUUGUUGCCAUAUGAUUUACUUUGA